This is a messenger RNA of Tetranychus urticae (two-spotted spider mite), 2372 nucleotides long. Lineage: Eukaryota; Metazoa; Arthropoda; Arachnida; Trombidiformes; Tetranychidae. The record is from RefSeq and is a predicted model, not a curated record.
UUUAAAUAUAACAUUGCUCCAUGUAAUUGGACUGAAUAAAGACACAUCACUUGAAAAAAAAGUAACGAAUGAAGAAGGGACUCACGUGAUGUUACUUGUUACUUAAAAUAAAGUAAAAAGUUCGAGUUUAAUGUCGAGAGUCUGAUCAAUGUUGAGAGUAAAGAAGGGAACAGAAGAGAGAGAGAAAAGUGAUCUUGAGGUUAAUUGAGGAUGAUCCAAGAAAACGAAAAACUUUUCACUUUCUUCUUCUUCUUCUUCUUCAAUCAUUAUUCAUCAUCAUCUUUACUUCCUUUGCCUCUUCAUCUUCCCUCUCAUCUUCAUCUGAAAAUGUCUUUGCCUGUUCCAAUUAUUAUUGUACAUUUACUCUUUUAUCCACCUUAAUUUACUUCACCUUUCUCUUCCCUCUCUCUCUUCACAUUAUCACCAUCAUUAUCAUCACUAUCAUGAACAUUAUCAAUAAAUCGAGUUGAGCCCUUUCCUCAUUACAGUUAAUUUGAUUGAUUGUUUCAUCUAUUUUAGUCCAUUUCGUCUUUUCUCAUUUGUUUUGUUUUUCCAUCAACAGUCGUUAACUAGUUUCAUUAAAAACCAUUAAUUGAUUAACUGUGCACUAUGAUUAUGAUCCCAAUAUGGCUACUUUCAUUUCCUCUCUUCAGUUGACAUUCAAGUUUUGUUUUCACACUCAACUCGCAACUUCAUCUCUACAAGGACAAACUAGUGUUUAAAGGUCAAUCAAAGGAUAUUGAUUUUUUGCUGCUGUUGCAACGCUCUUGCCAUGUCGUCUUUCCGUUCAGUUUGUACCCUUUGCCAUCAAGAUCAAAUUGUGAUCGUCCAAUAAAUGUCAAAAUGGAAGCCAAUUUAAUUUCUUUUAAACGAUUCGACUUGUUUACUGCUUAAACAGCCUUUUAAGACAAAACUUUUACCUUUGCCUUUUCAAGUUUUGUCUUGUGUUUCCACCAUUUAGCUGGAUUUACUGAUUGUUCAUUUACUUUAGCAAUUUGUUUUCUCGUUUUCAUCUCACAAUGUCAACCAAUACGAUUAAACAAAAGGAAAGUUUAAUUCAUAAAAUUCGUGAAAUUGAAUUGGAACGUAUUGUGAUUGAAGACCAUUACGAUGUGGUCAAAGAAAUUGGUUCAGGCGAUUAUGGUAAAGUCGUUUUAGCGAUUCAUAAGCGAACAGGUACACAAGUGGCCGUUAAAGCUGUGCCCAAAUUGACAACAACUUUACGAGAUUUUCUGAUAGAGUUCCAUUAUAGUUACUUCCUUUCUCCUCAUCCUGUUAUUUUGGAUACUUAUGAUGUUGCCUUUGAAACAACUGAACAUUUCUGUUUUGCCCAAGAAGUCGCCCCUUUUGGUGACCUUUGGCAGGCCGUGGAACGUACAAAUGGAGCCGGACUAGAGGAACGCGAUACAAAGAUAAUAAUUGAACAGAUUAGUUCUGCCUUAGAGUUUUUACAUGAUAAACAAUUGGUCCAUCGUGAUGUUCGAGCUGAAAAUAUUUUAAUCUUUUCAGUUGACUUUACCAAAGUAAAAUUAACCGAUUUUGGUUUAACCCGACGAGCUGAAACACUGGUUAAGAAGCGAACUCGUUCAUUGCCAACUUGUCCACCUGAAAUAUGGGAAGCUGUCCACUUAGAAGGUUACAAUGUUGAACUAGGUUCUGAUGUUUGGCAACUGGCGAUGCUGAUAUUUGCCUGUUUAACAACCAAAUUUCCAUGGGAACGAGCAGAUAUUACAGAUCCUAGGUUUAGUGAGUUUGUUGACUGGCAAAAGCGUGUAACCACUCGAACUCCUCGUGAAUUUCGUCGAUUCACACCAAGGUUGUUACGUUGUUUUAAGCGAAUGAUGGAAAUUAAACCGUCCAAAAGAUAUCCAGUUGUUGAAGUUCGUAAAUAUUAUAAAGAUCGUUGGUUACUUCAACGAAGUCCAAGAGCUUCUUCAAUAGCAAAACUUAACCCAUCUCAUGAUAGAGGUGAUCAUCAUGCAUUCAACUCAGGAGCUGGAGUAUCUCGAAGUUUAUCUUGUAGCCAAUUAAUGCCUUCCCAGUCUCGAGCUCAAGAAUGGAUUAGUCAAUCAAAGGAUGACUGUCAUGAAACAGAGAGAAGAUAUCUUCUUCCGAAUCCGUGAAUAAACAAGAAUCAAGAAAAUGGUUAAUUGGAAAAAUAAAUAAUGUCCACAAAAGUCGAACAACCUUUGAAGGUUAACAGAUGCGAUCGCCUUUUUUUCAUCGUAAAUCGAGUUGUGUGUUCUCUCUGUCUCUUUCAUUCAACCAAAUAAUCAUUAGAUUGGUGUGAAUAUCAAUGAGAAAUCGGAUAAAUUUCCGAACAAAAAACACAAAUGUUGACUCUUUUUUGUAAUAAAAUAAUUUAAAUCAAA